CUCUUGCUUCGGAAAGGCACAUUGGAGGAAGCCCAACCACGAAGAUAUCAUCCACCUCGAAGGCUAAGGAUCGCCAAGGAGACGCCUUUCUCUCAUCUCUCCUCGGUUUGAGUGGGAAGUGGGUUUCUUUGUAAAGGUGUCAUCUUGUAGCGAUGAGGUGAUUAUGGAGAUAGGCAGGACGGCGGCUGCAGCAGCGGCGGACGGUGGUUGGAGUGGUGGGGAAAGGACGGAGAUGGUAGCGAGAGGGAGGAGUGACGUGAAGCCUGUGUUCGGCAUCGGAAUCGCUCUCUUCUUUGCCGGUUUCGUCGUCUCCCAGCUCCGGCCCCGCUCCCGCCCUCCUCCCCCUCCUCCGCCAUCUCGUCAAACCUCCUCUGCAGAGUCGAAAACUGGUGGGAGUGAUAGCAUCGAUCGCCUCGAAGAACUCCGAAUCCCAAAAGGCGAAGAAGCUUUGUCAAAGAGCAACAACGUCACGUCCACCACCGCCGUGAAGCUGUCUUCUACCAGUAGUACCUCAGGCAACGAACAGGGUGUCGUCUUACCUGAAUCGAAUGACACUCUGAUGAAAGAAUUUGAGGUGACAAGCAAGGACAUGAAAACCGCCCCAGAGACUGCGAUGGGGCAGGAGAUCGCAAGCCUUAGGGAGUUGGUUUCGUCCCUGCGAGAGAGGAAAAGGAGUCUUGAGCUCCAAUUGCUAGCUUAUCAUGGAGCUAAAGAGAAAGAGGCUGCUGCGCAAGAGCUUGAGAAUCGAUUGAAAAUUAGCGCAGUCGAGGCUAAAUUGUAUGUUUUGAGGAUCCAAUCCUUGCAGGAUGACAAGCGGAGGCUGGAAUCACAGCUGGCCGAUCAUUCAAGGACAAGGAAUGAGCUCGAGGCGUCAAGAGCAAAGAUUAAGGUUUUCAAGCAGAAGUUGAAAGCGGACAGGGAGCAAGCAAAAGAGAUAAUGGCCUCCCUUCACCAAAGGAUCAGUUCGCUGCAGUGCAGGGAGCAGAAGGAUGAGGUAAACGAUGCAGAGUUGGAGAAGAAGUUGAAGGGACUGGAAGACGAGACUGUAGAACUCGGAAUGGUCAAUUCAAGGCUUGCAGAGGAGAAUUCAGGUUUGGUGAUGAAGUUGGCAUCCACACAAAUGACUGCUGCGGCUUCUCAAGUUCUCCAGGGUGCAGAGGUAGAAGCAUCGGAGGAAGCAGACCGCUCGAGGGAAGCGAAUCGAGAACUGAUGGAGGAGAUUGAGCAGCUCCGAGCAGAUCGUUAUGCCGACGCUGAGGAAUUGGUGUAUCUUCGAUGGGUGAAUGCUUGUUUAAGGUACGAGCUGAGGAACUACCAGCCACCUCCAGGAACAACAGUUGCAAGAGAUCUUAGCAAGAGUUUGAGUCCCAAAUCCGAAGCGAAGGCCAAACAGCUCAUACUGGAGUACGCCGAUUCGGGUGCUACGGAGAAAAGCUCAAAUCUUGCCGAAAUUUAUUCAGAAUUUUUUUCUUCUUCUUCAUCACAAGCAUCUUCUGAA
Molecule: messenger RNA, 1498 nt
Organism: Musa acuminata subsp. malaccensis (wild Malaysian banana)
Lineage: Eukaryota; Viridiplantae; Streptophyta; Magnoliopsida; Zingiberales; Musaceae
Product: protein CHUP1, chloroplastic
Biological process (GO): chloroplast organization
Cellular component (GO): chloroplast outer membrane
Source: RefSeq, a predicted model, not a curated record